AUGCUAGCUGGCGGUCAAGUGGUCACCACAACAACCAGAAUCGCUACAGCGCAAGCCCUUCUUCCCCCUAGCUUCACAUCCUCGAUAGCAGGUGCGGCCACGAUUGUAGCAACAUCUGUCCUUGGCCUUUCCGCUCCUGUCACUACUCCGCCCAUAACGUCUUCGUCAGGACUGCUACCGCGAGAUGGUUUCAUCGCCCAAAACUACACCGUUCUCAGCCUUGAUCUGAACGGGACUGCCACCGAUCCAUCCUACCGGAGAUGUCAGCCAUAUAGGCUUGCGCCAACGUACAGCCCCGGCAUAUGUCCACAUGGGCAAACUAUUGCAGAAGUCACUGCGUGGCAGGUGAAAGCAUCUACGGGGUACCGCACGUUCUGGCAAGCUAGUUGCUGCAGAAGCGGCAUGACCUUUGGGCCCGAGUACUAUGAAGCGUGUAUCAGUACCUUUUCUACUCCAUUGCAAGCGCUAGCGCUUCUCAUCACUACGCCCUACAGUGGCGCUUCACCCUCGACAUGGUACGAGUACACGAGAUCGACUUACAUAACCUCUGCCAGCAGUUGGUUGACAUGGACAACCUCGAGCACCACGCUACUGUCCACAGGUCUAGCCGUUGCAGACCCAAUCGUGGUGGCUUGGCAGGCAGAAGACUUCAGUUUGUUUCCUCCCGACUAUGCGACUUCCCUAGCAAGGAAGAUCGGCAUGGCUCUUCCUACGAAUACAGCAAGUCCACCACGACAAGGCGAAACAGGAGCGCCAGGGCUCGGCACGGGCGCAAAAGCCGGCAUAGGCAUCGGAGCGGCGAUUGGUGCCGUCGCGGUUCUCACAGCCAUUGCAUCGCUCUGCCUGCGAAGACGGCGUCAGACAAAAGUCCAGCCAGCUACGCAAGGGCAAGUCAUGUCCGAGAUGGCCGACCAGGACCACGACCUCGCAAAGAAGAAGUGGUGGAUUGCAGGGAAGUGGAGAAACGAGGCUCAGGCUCAAGCCGAGCCGCAGGAGCUCGAGAACAAGACGGUCCACGUUGUACCCGGGCCGCCGGCUGAGCUCGAUGGAGUAUCGUUGCAACAUCCGAAUGACGCCGGUCGUGCUGUUCUUCAUUGA
Molecule: messenger RNA, 1098 nt
Organism: Ascochyta rabiei
Lineage: Eukaryota; Fungi; Ascomycota; Dothideomycetes; Pleosporales; Didymellaceae
Exons: 2
Coding region: 1-1098 (365 amino acids)
Source: RefSeq, a predicted model, not a curated record